GUCUAUUUCCCCAUCAGUCCCUCCAGACUGCUUCUAUGGCCACUUAUUCUCGUUUCUCGGUACUUGACACAGAGACGGAGGAGGAGAUUCCCACUUUCUCCGACCACUUAGGAGCUUCAACCAGCUCCCCUUUUGAUGACGACGACCUUCUAGUCGAUGAGAUAGAGCCUCCUCCUAGACUCCUGUACAUUGAGGCUCCUCUCUCCCCCUCAGCUCCCAGUCAGAUCCUAGAGCCCUCCUCCCACCCUUCCUCUCUGUCUGACCCACCAGCUCGACCCCUUCUGACCCUACCCCCACUUCCCACACAUCCACCACUACCGAGUCUGGUCCGUCCUCCCCACAGGGCCAGGCGCAGAGGCACCUUCAGCUCAUUCUCCUACCUUCGGAGUUUCCCCCUAUGUGAGAGGGCCCUGUCCAGGAGGUCUCAGAGCUCUGGAGACCACAGACCAGAUCGAGGACUGCGCAGCUCGUCGCUA
Striga hermonthica is the source of this 476-nucleotide messenger RNA. The record is from the annotation of a GenBank genome assembly. Lineage: Eukaryota; Viridiplantae; Streptophyta; Magnoliopsida; Lamiales; Orobanchaceae.